ACUGAAAUGCCUAAAGGUAAAGGUUACCCAAUGUUGUCUUUCAAAACGCGUACUCUUCAAACUUCCCUCUCGCCGUAUCCCCCAUGCGCAUGUGCUGUCAUUCGAGUCUCUGCAAUGGCGGCCUCCAUGGCAGCGAGCAGGUUUCAUAAGUGGAGCAAUGGCCAACUCUUAAAACACUUACGGAGGAAACUGUCGCCGUCCCUGAGAGGAACCGGUACAAAUGCAGCAGCUUGUCAGCCCAUAACCGACAAUGAGGAGACUGGGAAGACGUUUAUGGCUCUUCAGGAGGAGCGGCGAGAGCGUGCUGAGAGGUCUGUCCUGAUCAGUUGCCCAGCGAAGUCCAGCGAAAAGAAGGUUCUGAAGUUCCUGUCCAAACAUGGAGACAUAAACAACUGUUUCUUCUAUGACGGCUAUGGUACGUACGCAGUGGUGGAGUUUGCGAACAGAGAGGGCAUCCUAUCGCUCCAUGAAGCCACCACGCUGCCCAGCGUCCUACACGAAGCCUCCGUGCCUUUCAAAUCCCGCCUCCUCAGCCUGAGAGGCACCGGAAUGGACCAGUCAACUGGGCCCGCCAGCCUGAAACUCCACCCACACACAGCUCCACCAGUCAAUGACUUGAUCCAGAGGCUUUCUGCGGAGGAGAGUAUCGACCAGCAGCUGCACACUUUGACCUCCACACUGGAGCUGACCAAUGAGAACGUGGCUCUCCGCUUCCUGGUCUGCUCGCUCAUCAAGGACAUCGCCGGCGCCUUCUUCCCAGAAUGCACCAUUCGGCCGUUCGGCUCCUCGGUCAACGGCUUUGGGAAGCUGGGCUGCGACCUGGACCUCUUCCUCGAUCUGGACACCAUCAGUGGAGGGGGAGUCAAGCGGCCCUCAGGCCUGUCGGUGGAAUACCAGAUGAAGAGGGUGGCGUCAGAGCGUACGGUGACCCAGAGCGUGCUGUCGGUGGUGGGGGAGGGCGUGGAGCAGUUCGCCCCAGGGUGCGUGGGGGUCCAGAAGAUCCUGAACGCCCGAUGCCCCCUCGUGCGAUUCUCCCAUCAGCCAUCGGGGUUCCAGUGCGACCUCACGGCCAACAACAGGGUGGCGAUGAAGAGCUCUGAGCUGCUGUGGCUGCUGAGCCGUCUGGAGGAGCGUGUGCGCUGCCUGGUGUUCAUGGUGCGCUGCUGGGCGCGCGUGCACGGCAUCACCUCCUCCAUCCCGGGGCCCUGGAUCACCAACUUCUCCCUCAGCAUGCUGGUCGUCUUCUUCCUGCAGAGCCGCUCGCCGCCAGUGCUGCCCACGCUCGACCAGCUGCGCGACCUGGCCAGUCCGGCUGAUAAGUGUGUUAUCGAGGGAAGCGACUGCACUAUAGUGAGCGACCUGAGGAAGAUCCAGCUGGAACACAACACAGAACCCCUGGAAACAUUACUGCAGGAGUUCUUUGAGUUUUACUCCACGUUUCCCUUCAAUCGCAUGUCCAUCAACAUCAGGAAGGGUAAGCAGGUCCACAAGCCCGAGGCGGCGGCCCUCCACAUCCAGAACCCGUUCGAGUCGGGCCACAACGUCAGCAAGAACGUGAACGCGGCGCAGCUGGAGCGCCUGGUCGCCCUGUGCAGAGAGAGCGCCUGGCUGCUCGCCCACGGCGGCGCCUCCGUUCCCCCGGCGACCGUCGCCACGGGGACCACCAGCAGCACGAGGGCGAAGACGCAGCCGUGGGGCGUGGCGGCGCUGCUGAUGCCGGCGGUGGCCGAGGCGGCGGGGGUCAAAGGUCGCAGGAAGAAGAAACGAGAGCCGGCCAGCGAGAGGAUCAAGAGCCUCCUGCAGACACUCAACAAGCCCAAGUGACCACCUGGACAUACACACAUAGAGAGACACACACAUACGCACUCACACACACACACACACACACACAGAGGAUCGAAAACCUAGGCAAGACGGGAUUCACACUCACAAUCAGACACAUACGCACACACAAUCACAUACUCAUCCAACAGUCAUAUCCCAUACAGCACAUUUUUCCAUUACAUGAUGCAACGGACAUCGGCCACCACACAACCAUAUGAAACCACCAUACAUACUGUUUUCAAGUGCUAACUCACAUCCACACGUGUGAAAACUUGAAACACAUAGCAGCACCACCAAACACUACAUAAGACUGACCCAUUGAAGCGCGUUCUCAAUGAGGGCGAUUGAGUGGCUAGACAAGGUGUCUGGGUGUCUGGCUCUCACUCACCAUGGGGCUGGCUGUCUGUCUGUCUGCCCGUCUGUCUGUUUAAUCUGUCUGUCUGUCCGUCUGUCUGUAUAUUUGAACUGUGGCCCUACAGGUAAAGAGAACCACAUGUGCUGUGUGUGUGUGUGCGUGCGAAGGGAAAAAGCGGACUGACGUUUUCAAGUCAUAUUGUACUUUUCAGUAUGAUGGAUCAAGUGUGUAUACCUACUACGUACAUACUGUAUAUAGUAUUUCUCUCUUUUUUUAAAUAAAUCAAAUCCAUUCCAAACGUUGGAAACUGGAGAAAUGCA
Engraulis encrasicolus (European anchovy) is the source of this 2499-nucleotide messenger RNA. RefSeq names its product mitochondrial poly(A) polymerase (gene mtpap). Gene Ontology annotation, molecular function: poly(A) RNA polymerase activity. Lineage: Eukaryota; Metazoa; Chordata; Actinopteri; Clupeiformes; Engraulidae. The transcript has 9 exons. The record is from RefSeq and is a predicted model, not a curated record. Bases 7 to 1824 code for a protein of 605 amino acids. Gene Ontology annotation, cellular component: mitochondrion.